Messenger RNA from Talpa occidentalis (Iberian mole), 2626 nucleotides. RefSeq names its product plastin 1 (gene PLS1). The transcript has 16 exons. The record is from RefSeq and is a predicted model, not a curated record. Gene Ontology annotation, cellular component: actin filament bundle; cytoplasm; actin filament. Lineage: Eukaryota; Metazoa; Chordata; Mammalia; Eulipotyphla; Talpidae. Gene Ontology annotation, biological process: actin filament bundle assembly; actin filament network formation. Gene Ontology annotation, molecular function: actin filament binding; calcium ion binding. Bases 108 to 2000 code for a protein of 630 amino acids.
GCAGAGUCGCUCUGCGGGUGCCUUGAUCGCGAGCGGGAGCUGCGGGCUGGAGCGCCGGACGGCUGCUGCAGGUAUAAAGACCAGAAGGUAUUAUUACUUGUUCAGAGAUGGAAAACACUACCACGGUCAUUUCUCGGGAGGAGCUGGAAGAACUACAAGAAGCAUUUAAUAAAAUAGAUAUUGACAACAGUGGGUAUGUCAGUGACUAUGAACUUCAAGACCUGUUUAAGGAAGCAAGCCUCCCUCUGCCUGGCUACAAAGUUCGCGAGAUCGUAGAGAAAAUUCUAGUAGUUGCUGACAGCAGCAAAGAUGGCAAAAUCAGCUUUGAAGAGUUUGUGUCUCUAAUGCAAGAGUUAAAAAGCAAAGAUAUCAGCAAAACAUUCCGAAAAAGAAUUAGCAAAAAGGAAGGAAUUACUGCUGUUGGAGGAACAUCAUCCAUCUCCAGUGAGGGCACACAGCAUUCUUACUCAGAGGAAGAAAAAGUGGCGUUUGUUAACUGGGUAAACAAAGCCCUGGAGAAUGACCCUGACUGUCAGCAUCUCCUACCCAUGAAUCCCAGUGAUGGCAGUCUUUUCAAAUCACUUGCAGAUGGCAUCCUUCUUUGCAAAAUGAUCAACUUAUCUGAACCAGAUACAAUUGAUGAAAGAGCCAUUAAUAAGAAAAAACUCACUCCUUUCACUAUUUCUGAAAAUUUAAACCUAGCGUUGAAUUCUGCCUCUGCCAUUGGCUGUACUGUGGUCAACAUUGGCGCACAGGAUCUGAAAGAAGGAAAGCCUCACUUGGUCUUGGGACUUCUCUGGCAGAUCAUCAAAGUUGGCCUUUUUGCUGACAUUGAGAUUUCCAGGAAUGAAGCUCUGAUUGCAUUGCUGAAUGAAGGUGAGGAACUUGAGGAGCUGAUGAAGCUUUCUCCUGAGGAAUUACUGCUGCGAUGGGUCAACUACCAUCUGACCAAUGCGGGAUGGCGUACCAUUAGCAACUUCAGCCAAGACAUUAAGGAUUCAAGAGCCUAUUUCCAUCUGCUAAAUCAGAUUGCACCUAACGGUGAGCGGGGUGAUGGGCCUGCCAUUGCCAUUGACCUUUCAGGAUUUAACGAGAAAAAUGACAUGAAGCGUGCAGGAUACAUGCUUCAGGAAGCAGAUAAACUGGGCUGCCGACAGUUUGUUACUCCUGCAGAUGUGGUUUCAGGCAAUCCUAAACUUAAUUUAGCUUUUGUAGCUAAUCUGUUUAACACAUAUCCAGGCCUACACAAGCCUAAUAAUAAUGACAUCGAUAUGAAUUUGUUGGAAGGAGAGAGCAAGGAAGAGAGAACAUUUCGAAACUGGAUGAAUUCCUUGGGGGUCAACCCAUACAUUAAUCAUUUAUACAGUGACCUUGCAGAUGCUCUAGUGAUUUUUCAGCUCUAUGAAAUGAUCCGCGUGCCAGUCAACUGGAGCCAUGUCAACAAACCUCCUUAUCCUGCUCUUGGAGGGAACAUGAAGAAGAUUGAAAAUUGUAACUAUGCUGUGGAACUUGGAAAGAAUACAGCCAAAUUCUCCUUGGUUGGCAUUGCUGGGCAGGACCUAAAUGAAGGAAAUGCCACACUUACUCUGGCAUUGGUAUGGCAGCUGAUGAGAAGAUACACAUUGAAUGUGUUAUCAGAUCUUGGAGAGGGUGAAAAAGUAAAUGAUGACAUUAUUAUUAAUUGGGUUAACCAGACUCUUAAACAUGCAAACAAAAAGACUUCUAUUUCCAGCUUCAAGGACAAAUCUAUUAGCACAAGUUUACCUGUCCUAGAUUUAAUAGAUGCCAUUGCACCAAAUGCAAUUCGUCAAGAAAUGAUCAAGCGAGAAAACUUAUCUGAUGAGGACAAGCUGAACAAUGCUAAAUAUGCCAUUUCAGUUGCUCGAAAGAUCGGUGCCCGGAUAUAUGCCUUACCUGAUGAUCUCGUAGAAGUGAAACCAGAGAUGGUCAUGACGGUGUUUGCAUGCUUAAUGGGAAAAGGGUUGAACAAAAUAAAAUAAUGAACCAUUUAAUAUGAUUUUCUGCCACAUUAAAGACUUCAAAUGCCUCAGUUUACAGAAUUCUGAAAUGUAAUGAAUAUAAAACCAGAGAUUCUUUAUACACUCAAAAUAGUUACAUAAUUCAUUAAUGAAUCCAGUGUUCUGCUCAUGCUAGUUAGAAUAUUGUCAACGUUUUGGGAUAAUACAGUUAAUUUAGAAAUUGAUGCUGGUAAUAUAAUGUUCAUUGUAAAGCUGAUAUUUCAUGAUUAAAUUAUUUUUCUUUCCUCGAAUUCUCAUUAAAACAAGACUAAUUCAUUCUUUUUCAUGGUUCAAAAAAGAUCAGUACAAAAAUUUUUUCAAGUCCUACUGUGAAAGGUGUUUUGAUUUUGUGUGUGUGUUAAUUUAGAUCAUAAAUGUAUUCACAGUCAUAAUCUACUUUAAACUUUUUACUUUCCUUUAUAUAAAGUGGCCUAAAACUUUAACUUUUCUGUAAAUUUCUAUAUUAUCUAAAAUUUGUGACAAAUAUUAUUCAUUAACAUUAAACUUUUUCAUAUAUGAGAACUCAACCCCAAAAUUACAUGAAUUUUUUCCUUAAAAGUGAAGUAGUUGCUUUUUACUUAAAAUUUAAUUUUGACUGCAGUGAGACU